CACCCACUUUCCACUAUGUCAUCACACAAACAGAUUUAUGCAGUAAUCGGAGCUGGAGUAGCAGCUGCCCUAGGACUUGGACUGUAUGAAAGAGGGGGUGAGCGUACUUUAGAAGGAAAAGAGGGGAGAGGGCUGGCAGGAAGGAAGAGGAGAGGAUAGAGGAUGGGUAUGAUGGGGAAGUGCAUGAUAAGGAGUUUUUGGAGAGGAUAUUGGAGGAGUUUAAGGUAGAGCAUGCGAUUUUGUACUGUAAUUGGUACUCUAUACUUAGGAAGAGAGAGGAAGAGGGUAAUGGAAGGCUUGAUAGGGGUGUUAUGGAGAGAUUUGAGGCUAGUGUUGGAGAGAUUAUCUUUAAAGUUGAUAAAGAUAUUUUAGAUCGAAAUGAUAUUAAUGUUCACAUUUACAAUAAAAUGCUAGAAGUCAAUCAGGAUGAAGUUGCUGUGAAGAAAUAUAACGAAGACAUGGAAAGAAAUUACAAUAAACUCAUGAAUAUUGAGAAGCCAGAUUUUCAAUUUGAAUUUCCAAAAGAGAUCACUAAGGAAAAUUAUUUCGAAUAUUUAAAGCUAUCUUAUGCUAAAUUAAGAUAUGAAAUCUAUCAUGAAGUACAGAAAAUUAUGAAAGAGACUGGUCAACAAAGUAUCACAAAUGAACAGUUCGGUGAAGUAAUCAAGAAAGUCUCCCUCCCUGAUAUUAAAGAAAAGGUAUAUACAAUGAUGAAUUACCCUGAAGUGCCAGGGGAGAAGAGUCCAAAGACAGCUUUGAAAGCCUAUUUAGUCCAUAUGCAGGAAGAUGAAAUGUGGUCUAACGAAGUCCUAUGUCUCCAAAAAUCUCACAAAGAACUCCUACUCCAGAUUCCUCAAGGGAUAAAGGGUGAAGAAAUGAAUGAGGACCCACUAGAAGUCUUUGAGAGGGAGAGAGAAUGCGAGAAUCAAUUGAGUCAGAAAAAGAAUGCUCCCAAUGCUCCUAAAGAAGACCAGAAAUCUCUGGAUAAGUCAACAGAGUCAAACAAGGGAAAUGGCUCAUUCUCAUUUUUGGGAAACCAAAAAGAUCAGCAAAAUCUGGUUCAAGAGUUCCUCAAUCGUGACAAGAAGAAGACUGAUCAAAUUAAGGAAGUAGCUGAAGAGGAAAAUCAGGACAAUAAGCCUGAAGAAGUUAAGGAGGAAAAAGACACUCAAGAACCAAAAGCUUUGGAGAAGUCUGCUCCUGAAGCAAAGCACAAUUCUCCUAAGGUCUUAGAUGAAGCCAACAACAAUAAGGAAGAUGCCGCUCCUGAGGGUGAGAAAUCAGCCGACAAUGAAGAACAAGACUAAAAUAUUCAUCAGCUUAAAGACUUUA
This is a messenger RNA of Moneuplotes crassus, 1332 nucleotides long. Lineage: Eukaryota; Ciliophora; Spirotrichea; Euplotida; Euplotidae. The record is from the annotation of a GenBank genome assembly.